AUGCCUACCGCCGAAUCUCCCCCACACCACAAUCCCGGCGAGGUCGCACAGGAGGAUACCAAGCAUCUUCAGAUGGACGACUCUUCUGCUCAGCAGGCUCGGAUGGCGAGACUGAAGCACAUAUGCGAUCGGUACCCACCAGUGGCGAACAUAACUCCGUAUGACGUUCCCCUUGGUACGGAGUACAUCUCGCCCAGCACCAACCUCAGCCCCGACGUCGUCUUCGCUCCGGACCCAGAAUUCAACCCUGCCGCCGGUGGGCCCUUCCUCCGCAAUUACGGAUGGGCUUUCACCGAUAAAUGGGCCAUCGAAUAUGCUAAAAAGCUCAAGCUCACGGUCGACAUUGAUGACGAUAAGCCCGACUUCGUCCAGCUCCUGGGUGGAGCGACGACGAUCGAUUGCGCGUCCAUCACCGACGACUCGGUAGUCAUGCAGCACAAAGGGCUACGCCAGUGGGUGUCCCUCGCCGUCCAUGAUGAUAUCAUCUCGGACAUAGAAGACCAUGUGGGCUUCAGACUCUUCCUCGGAUACCCACUCUCGCUCGACUAUGCUUUCAUGGUCGUUCUUUUCACCAACUACAACCUCACGAAGCGGCAGUGGAUCAUCGAGCGCGUCACAAGGACCGACAUCCACACGGCUAUCACGACUCUCAGUGCGAUUAUGGCAGAGCCUGGCGAGAAGUCGAAGGAGGUGAUGUGGUGGUACGCUCAAGGGAACCCGAUUCACCUCGGAUAUAAGUAUCACAUGCCCGUGAGAGAUGGAACGAAAUGCUGGAUGUUGUUCGAAGCUGUACGCAGCGCGCCGAGUGAACCGCGGAUAGAAGAGUCAAGACGGUGUUGGCGUCAUCCCUGGCGGUGUCGAAACGGAUCUGUGGCCAGAGUGUGGCGGCGGAGGGGCGGCUCGAUCGGAGGCGGCCCGGGCUUGGCGGCGACGACCACCCGGUCCUCAAAGCCUCAAAGCCUGCCACCACCUCCCUCUCCUUCCGCACACACCCAUGGCUCAGCUCUCGAGACAACCUCCCCCGCCCUCGCCCAAUGUCUACGAUCGUCCCCGCUCGUCUCCCUCAUCCGCCGCACCUCCUCCCGCCGACCGGCCACAGACCACCCCGGUCGAGACACCACCGGACUCCUCCACGCUCUCCGUCAGGCACCGAGGACUUUCGCUGAACCCCCCUGCAUCCCCCAUCCUCCACGCAACUUCCGCGCGUCCACCGCGUCCGCCGCGACCAAGUUCAGCGAUGGCGCGAGCACCCGCACCCUCUCCUGGGACGCGCGCACCGACCGCUCGCCGCCUGAGAGCCCCUCGAGUGGCCAGGGCACCUACCGCGCACCCCAGUUUGGCGGCGGCGCACACGACGCGAUGGACCCGCCUUCGAUCUACGAGUCGUCGACGAUGCCCAAAUCCCCACCGUCGUCGUCUCCGAGCCCGAGAUCACGCAUGGGUACGACGAGUACGGAUACCCUGGCGACCCCGGGUCAACGCCAGCGCAGCAGUGGUAUGAAUUAUUCUCGCCCCGUCGUCGCCCCUGUGCAGGAAAUCGACUGGGACCAGUCCGAGUCCCGCAAGCGCGACGUGCUCCUGCGGAACGCGAACGCACGCGGGCCCCCGUCGCCCAGCCCCACCCAGAGCUCGUCCUCGCAACGCGCGCCCAAGAGCCCGCGUCUGCACGGCUCGAGCCCGCUCUCGUCCCCCGCGCUCCCCACACACCCUGGCUCGCGCCCGGUGUCACCCGCGUCGAGCGUCGGCAGCUUCCCCCCAAACUCCCCCAUCUCGCCGCUCACGCCCCCCGCGGCGCUGGCACUCGCGGGCACGCAGCGCGUCGUCUCGGCCUCGAGCGUGUACUCAGACUACUCCUAUUACGAGCUCCCCGCGACGCCCACAGGUGGCUCCUAUCCCGUGUCCGCGCCCUCGCCGCGAACCUCGCACGCGAACGCGAAGCCACAGAGCGACACGCUCGCCAACCCACAGACGCCGCAAGACUUCCUCCAGCUCGGGAUCAAGGCGCACCUUGAGAACCGGCUCGAGGCGUCCGCGCGGGCGUUCGAGCGCAGUGCGACGCUCGACGGCGGCUGCGGCGUCGGCAUGCUCAUGUGGGGGCUCGCGCAGCGGCACGGGUGGGGGUGCGUCCAGGAUGAAGCACGUGGGUUCGCGUGGUUGAGACGUGCGGCGGAGCUCGCGGUGGGCGACUGGAGAAGGAGGGGAAGGAGGGGGAUAUUGGCGCAGUCCGGUCGGAGCUGGUGCUUGCGAUCUACGAGGUCGGGCAGAGCUUCUUUCGCGGCUGGGGUGUGCGAAGGACAAGGAGAUGGCCGUGCACGGCUCGGGGAUCCGGAUGCGCAGCAGGAGCUCGGGUUCUGCUUGUUGAAUGGAAGGGGUGCAAAAGGACAAGAAGGAGUCGCGAAUGUUUUACGACCCUCGCAUGCUAGUCCGUUGAUGUCAUGCUCGGUUUUUAUGUUCCACAUGGAGAAAAAAGCUGGGCUCGAGUGGAGCGUCCAGAAAUACAACCUAACGUUGGAGCUUCAGCGGUGUGCCAUAAAGGCGGAGCUUUUGGGGCACAUACUCUACCUGCCCACCAUUCUUGGACUGGGAUCGUUCGUGGGCGUGCCCGCAGCUACCCUUGGUGUCCUCUCCGUCCCGGUGAAAGUCGACCCUGCGCGUUCCACGCUUACAACCGUCGUAGUUGCCGGCCUGUUCCCGUACGUGGCCUACUACUGUCCGUGGUGGCCCGCGCGCGCCGUCGAGCGGUACACGGGGCCUUUCGGCAAGACGCUCUUGAACCCCGCGCUCGUCAUCGGCUCAGACGCUCGCGGACCUGAUGGGCGAGUCGGCGACAGUGCGACGCUUGUGCGCCAGAACGGAUUCGGGCAUCGCAGCCUCGCGCAGGCGUCGGAGUGCACGUCGAAGAUCAUCCAAGACUACCUGAACAACGAUGCCCUGCCCGCCGGAGACGCAACGGUAUGCGAGGUCGACGCGGUGGAGCUGUUCCCCGGUGUUGUUACGAGCGAUGUGGUCAAGAUGAUCAGUUAG
Messenger RNA from Epithele typhae, 3024 nucleotides. RefSeq lists its product as uncharacterized. The record is from RefSeq and is a predicted model, not a curated record. The transcript has 13 exons. Gene Ontology annotation, molecular function: protein binding. Bases 1 to 3024 code for a protein of 1007 amino acids. Lineage: Eukaryota; Fungi; Basidiomycota; Agaricomycetes; Polyporales; Epitheliaceae.